This is a messenger RNA of Scaptodrosophila lebanonensis, 499 nucleotides long. RefSeq lists its product as uncharacterized. Bases 25 to 399 code for a protein of 124 amino acids. NCBI's taxonomy places the organism in Eukaryota, Metazoa, Arthropoda, Insecta, Diptera, Drosophilidae. The record is from RefSeq and is a predicted model, not a curated record. The transcript has a single exon.
CUCUGAGUUCUACGCUUUGAAAAAAUGAAAUUGUUUCUAAUUUUGUUGUUGUCCUCGCUGCUGUGCAUUUGCAGUGGCCGGGCAGGAGGUCUGCGGGUACGAAGAGACUCCAAUGCGGACCUAGAAGCAGAGAAGGAAGCUCUUACAGGUGUUGGGGAGGACCAUAGCGCUGACAUAGACGCGAGUGCCGACGACAACGAUGGUGAUACGCAGGAGGAGACGACCCCACAGCCUCUCGGCAUUGUUUCCAUCAAGUCGCGCGCCAUUGCCAUGGAUCGUGGACUGUGCAAGGAACUCUCGCCGUAUCACCCGCACUACCCUAGGUGUCAGGAGUAUUGCAAGAAACUUGAUCACUGGAUAGGCAUGUGCCGGCGCGAAAGCUGCCAUUGCAUCUCCUAGUUAAACAAUUUCAUGUUGUUGUUUUUUUUUUCCAAUAUGUACAUUUUCUGUUGCAUUUUAAAAUUCCAAAAAGAACUCUCAGCACUUUUAUUUACACAAA